Messenger RNA from Melospiza georgiana, 6321 nucleotides. RefSeq names its product PATJ crumbs cell polarity complex component (gene PATJ). The transcript is spliced from 43 exons. The record is from RefSeq and is a predicted model, not a curated record. Bases 1 to 5541 code for a protein of 1846 amino acids. Gene Ontology annotation, molecular function: protein binding. NCBI's taxonomy places the organism in Eukaryota, Metazoa, Chordata, Aves, Passeriformes, Passerellidae.
AUGCCAGAAAAUCCAGCAGCAGAUAAGCAGCAGGUGCUGCAGAUCCUGGAUCGGCUGCAGGCGAAGCUGCAGGAGAAAAGGGAUUCCCAGCACCAGGAGAACCUGGCUGUCCUCAGGAACACCCUCAGGAGCCCCCUGUUCAACCAGAUCCUGACUCUCCAGCAGUCCAUCAAGCAGCUGAAGGAGCAACUCAAUUACAUGCCUCCUGACCGCUCGGUGGAUUUCGAUUUUACCAAGAGGGGGCUCUUGGUGUUUGCUGACAAAUCAGUCACUGCUGGGACACCUUGCACUUCACCUGCACCCAGGGCAUCAGCCUUCACUCCAAACCUGCCCGUUAAUGAAUUUAACAUGAUCAUCCAGCAAAUGGCAAAGGGGAGACAAAUAGAAUCAAUAACGAUUGAUAAACCUUCUGUUGGAGGGCUUGGAUUCAGCGUGGUUGCCCUUAAAAAUCCCAGCCUGGGAGAAGCUGGUAUCUUUGUCAAGGAAGUCCAGCCAGGAAGCAUAGCUGACAGGGAUCAAAGACUGAGGGAAAACGACCACAUACUGGCCAUUAAUUGCACGCCAUUGGAUCAGAACAUUUCCCAUCAGCACGCCAUUGCCCUCCUCCAGCAAUCCACAGGAUCCCUGCAUCUGGUGGUGGCUCGGGAGCCACUUCAGGGGAGCAGCAGAGCUGCCUUGUUCAGUGAUGUAAAUCCACCUGAGACUAUUCACUGGGGCCACGUCGAAGACGUUGAGCUGAUUAACGAUGGCUCGGGAUUAGGCUUUGGAAUUGUAGGAGGAAAGUCGAGUGGAGUAGUUGUAAGAACAAUUGUUCCUGGGGGAUUAGCAGAUCGGGACGGGAGGCUGCAGACGGGAGACCACAUCCUGCAGAUUGGAGGGACCAACGUGCAGGGCAUGAGCAGCGAGCAGGUGGCCCAAGUGCUCAGGAACUGUGGGAAUUCUGUCAGGAUGAUCGUGGCCAGGGAGCCCAAGUGUGAAUUCAUGGAGGCUCCCCCAGCUCCCCUCAGCUGGCCAGUCAGCACACUGCCUUCCCUUCCAAAUGGAAAUGAUAAUGACAACUUUUUUGACACCUAUGAUGUUGAACUUAUAAAAAAGAAUGGGCAAAGCCUGGGAAUAACAAUUGUUGGAUAUGCUGGCGCGUGUGAUCUAGAACCUUCAGGGAUUUUUGUGAAAAGUAUCAUACCUGGGAGUGCUGCUGACCACAAUGGCCAAAUUCAUGUCCAUGACAAAAUUGUUGCUGUUGAUGGAGUCAACAUAGAGGGCUUUAGCAACCAGGAGGUGGUGGAGGCGCUGCGGAACACGGGGCAGACUGUGCGUCUCACCUUGCUGAGAAGGAGACCUUCCUUUGCUCUUCCCUCAGAAACACCUUCAGGGAGAGGAAGAGUCUCACUCCCUCCAGCACAUGAGCUGAAAUCCAAAUGGGAAAACCUGCUGGGACCAGAAUACGAAGUUAUGGUUGUGAAUGUGGAUAUGCCCUUUAAAGACGACUCAGAGCUCCAGAAGUACUCAAAGCUGUUACCCAUCCACACUCUGAGACUGGGAGUUGAGCUGGACACUUUUGAUGGACAUCAUUAUAUCUCAUCCAUUGCUUCAGAUGGCCCAGCUGCAGCUCUUGGUCUUCUGCAACUGGAGGAUGAACUUCUGGAGGUGAACGGGGUGCAGCUGUGUGGCAGGUCCCGGCGGGAGGCUGUCACCUUCCUCAAGGAGGUGCCUCCCCCCUUCACCCUGGUGUGCUGCCGGCGGCUCUGCAGCGACGGCGCCGAGUCCUGGGUGGACGAGCCCCCCGUGUCGGUGGCAGUGUCCCCUCCGGAGCCACAGGUGAAACCUGAGGAAGACUUGAAUCCUGAGGAGGAAGAAGGGGAGUUGGCAUUAUGGUCUCCUGAUGUGAAGGUUAUUGAGCUGGAGAAAGACAAAAAUGGUUUAGGAUUCAGCAUUUUGGACUAUCAGGACCCCUUGGAUCCAGCGGGAACAGCCAUAGUGAUCAGCUCCCUGGUGCCGGGUGGCGUGGCCGAGCGCGGCGGGCAGAUUUUGCCGGGCGACCGCUUGGUGUUCGUCAAUGAGAAACACCUGGAUGGAGCCACCCUGGCAGAGGCCGUGGAAGUGCUGAAAUCUGUGCCCCCAGGGACUAUUUCCCUUGGGAUCUGCAAGCCUUUGGUGGGAGACAGCAAAGAGGAGGAGAGAAUGCACGGUGUGGAAACCAGCAGCAUCAAAAGCAGCCCUGGGUCUCCAGAACCAAUAGAUAACACAAAUUUCUCAGUAAUACUUGAAGCACCACAGGGUUUCAGGGACGAGGUGCCUUUCAACGAAGAGCUGGUUGACGAGCCCCAUGUGGACUUGGGAAGGUCGUUUCAGCUUCCUCAGAGGGAUGAGGAGUACGGGCAGGAGUCCUGGGAGAUGUGCGAGUUCCUGACAGUGGGAGCGCAGGGCGCGGAGCAGGAGCGCGAGAUGCUGGUGGAUGAGGAGUACGAGGAGGAUCCCGACUUCCUGAAGGGGGAUGAGGCAUCAGGUGCAGAGGAGGCAGCCUCAGACAGGAGCCCGGACGCUGAACCAUGGGCAGAGCAACUGCAGGAUGAGGAAACUCAAGAUUUGAGAUCUGGUGUUAGCCUGAGUGCCAAAGAGUCCCUGGAAUAUCCAUUCGGGAAAGAUCAAGUGUGUGAAGAGAAUGCUGCUUUAAGGUCACACAUUUCUGGAACCACAUCUCCCAGCAGCUACCAAAAAGACAUAUUUGAUACUGAAACUACCCAGGCAGAAGGGAAAACUGAGAUGAAUUCAGGGCCAAAGCUUCAGAGUGACUCCAAAGGACCUGAGCUUGCUGCUGAUUCAGAAGCAGCUGGAAAGGAAGCCCUGAAAGAGGAGAAUUAUGUCCUUCCCAAGAGCCAGGAAUCUGGGAGAGUAACCACCUUGGCUCAGCCUAGAGCAGCAUCAGGCAGUGAAUUACCCGAGAGAGAAGAAGGAGAAGGAGAAGAAACUCCAAACUUCAGCCACUGGGGACCACCACGAAUUGUUGAGAUCUUCAGAGACCCUGAGGUGUCUCUUGGAAUCAGCAUUGUUGGUGGACAAACUGUCAUAAAGCGCCUGAAGAAUGGAGAAGAACUUAAAGGGAUCUUUAUCAAACAAGUUCUGGAAGACAGCCCAGCAGGAAGAACAAGGGCUUUAAAAACUGGAGAUAAAAUACUUGAGGUUUCUGGGGUAGACCUACAGAAUGCCACCCACAAGGAAGCAGUAGAUGCCAUCAAGAAUGCAGCAAAUCCUGUGGUGUUUGUAGUCCAGAGCUUGGCUAAUGUACCAAAAGUGGUUUCUCCUGCCCAGCCUAAGGGAAUCAAAGUCAGCAAAGAUCAGGAUGCAGACAAAGAAAAUAAGAGUGAUAAGAGGAAAUAUGGGGCUCCACCUCCCAUGAAGCUGCCACCUCCUUACAGAGCCCUCGAAAGGCACCACGCAGGGGAGGCUGCUCUGGGUGAAGAGGAGGAUGAGGAUGCUUGUGCCGAGGAAAAAAUCAGGCAGAGAUAUGCAGAUCUCCCGGGAGAAUUGCACAUUAUUGAGCUGGAGAAAGACAAGAAUGGGCUGGGGCUCAGCCUGGCUGGCAACAAGGACCGCUCCAGGAUGAGCAUCUUCGUGGUGGGGAUCAACCCCGACGGCCCCGCGGGACGGGACGGGCGCAUGCACAUCGGGGAUGAGCUCCUGGAGAUAAACAAUCAGAUAUUGUAUGGAAGAAGCCACCAGAAUGCUUCUGCAAUCAUUAAAACUGCCCCAUCCAAGGUCAAGCUGGUUUUCAUACGAAGUGAAGAUGCAGUCAACCAGAUGGCUGUCACUCCCUUCCCACUGCCUUCAGGCUCCCACUCUGCCAUUGAGGACCACAGUGGCACCGAACCUGCAGGUGGUGAGGAAGACCCAAGUUUGGAAGUUGUCAUGAAAAGCUUGGCUGAUGAGGAAUCCAGCAAAGCUGAUGUGAAGUGUAAAGCUGAGACACCGGUGGUGGCAGAUGAGCAGGAGGCAGAGGAGCAGCUCCCAGAAAAUGUCCUCAGCCAGGUCAAGCAGCCCAAACCUUCCACGGCAGCCCCAGGGAGCUGCCAGGAGUCACCCCUGGAGCCAGCACCUCCUCACCUCCCUCCAGAGCCAGAAGCCACCAGCCGUGGUGUCUUCCCAGCUGCUCUGCCUGUGGAUCCAGCCACCUGUGCCAUAGUGCCAGGGCAGGAGAUGACCAUAGAGAUCUCCAAGGGGCGCUCGGGGCUGGGGCUCAGCAUCGUCGGGGGCAAGGACACUCCCCUGGAUGCCAUAGUGAUCCAUGAAGUUUAUGAAGAAGGGGCAGCAGCCCGAGAUGGCAGACUCUGGGCUGGUGAUCAGAUUCUGGAGGUGAACGGGAUCGAUCUGCGCAGCGCCAGCCACGAGGAGGCCAUCACUGCCCUCCGGCAGACGCCCCAGAAGGUGCAGCUGGUGGUGUACAGGAACGAGGCACACUACAAGGAUGAGGAAAACCUGGAGAUUUUCUCUGUGGAUAUCCAAAAGAAAACGGGCAGAGGGCUGGGGCUCAGCAUAGCUGGGAAACGAAAUGGAAGUGGAGUGUUUAUCUCUGACAUUGUUAAAGGAGGAGCUGCAGACCUAGAUGGAAGAUUAAUUCAAGGAGAUCAGAUUUUGUCUGUAAAUGGGGAGGAUAUGAGAAAUGCCUCACAAGAGACUGUUGCCACUACACUUAAGUGUGCCCAAGGCCUGGUGCAUCUUGAGCUUGGGAGAUUGCGAGCUGGGUCAUGGCUGUCAUCAAGGAAAACAUCCCAGAACAGUCAGGCGAGCCAGCAGAGUGCCCACAGCCACUUCCACCCCGCGCUCGCCCCCGUCCUCUCCAGCCUGCAGAACUUUGUCAGCACCAAGAGAUCCUCAGCAGACACAGCCCAGAGAGGCUCAGCAGGCGCCGAUACGGGCCCGAGGACUGUGGAGAUAACAAGGGGCCCAUAUGAUGCCCUGGGUGUCAGCAUAGCAGGAGGGAAGGGCAGUCCCCUGGGGGACAUCCCCAUCUUCAUCGCCAUGAUCCAGGCCAGCGGAGUGGCUGCUCGCACGCAGAGGCUCAGAGUUGGAGAUCGGAUUGUCAGCAUUAAUGGGCAACCUUUGGAUGGGCUGUCUCAUGCAGAUGCAGUUAAUCUACUAAAGAAUGCUUAUGGGAGCAUUAUCCUGCAGGUGGUGGCAGACACCAACAUCAGUGCCAUUGCCAGCCAGCUGGAGAGCAUGUCCACGGGCUGCAGCCUCAGCCUGCCCUCCGAGCACCCCUCCGAGGACCCUGAAGCACCUCAGCCUAAGAUUAUUACCUUGGAGAAAGGCUCUGAUGGACUGGGAUUUAGCAUUGUAGGGGGGUAUGGAAGUCCCCAUGGAGACCUGCCCAUUUAUGUCAAGACUAUAUUUGCCAAGGGCGCGGCGGCCGACGACGGCCGGCUGAAGCGCGGGGACCAGAUCGUGGCCGUCAACGGGGAGGCCCUGGAAGGCGUCACCCACGACCAGGCCGUGGCCAUCCUGAAGCGCCAGAAGGGGACAGUGACCCUGACAGUGCUGUCCUGAGACACACCGAGCCCUUCAGGCCGUCAGCAGAGCUGUCAAACACUGCCCAGCCCCAGCAGAGCCCGGACCCGCGCUCCCGCCGCUCCAGGCGCGUCUCCAGCUUCAUCCGGCCUCCCACGACUUUCCAGCCUUUCUCCCCACCCUCCACAACUUCUGGUGGCUUCAGAGGUUCCCCUGGACAAGGUUUAAUUAAGGAACUUCAAAGGACAGGACUCAUUGUGCUUUAUUUGACACCUCGGUUGGUCCCCGCUGCUCUGAACCUCGACUGCUGAACCUGGAAUCAAUUCGCGCACAAAAGAGAAUUUCAGAUCAUCAGCCGAUCUCAUCUGAGGGGCAGAAAUAAAUGCUGAGUGACUUGUCAUCUCACUCGUGAUUUACUUAUGCUAAUUGUUCUUUCAAGUAUGCCAGAAAACAUUAGCAAUGUAAUUAAAUUACCACUGUUCCAAAUGAUGAAAUAUCAAAUUCUCCUCUGGGAAAUUAUUUGUGCUCGGCACAGUAAGUCUGAUAGUCAAAUGUGAACUUCUCAUGUUUAUCUCUUUGGGUAGGUUUGUGGAAGUUAGUCAGAGGUAAUUACUGUGAUGUGUCAAUUUGCAGCCUUUAGCAUGAAAAAUAAACGAGGGGAGAGGGAAAUUUAUUUUUUUAGGCUUUUAAAAUGUUUGAGCCUUUUCAGAUAUUUAGGCAGCAUGAACAACAACAGCGUAGCUCAUUCUGUUCUAAUUCUAUUUUUUGAGAAGAAAUGUGCUGAUAUAUGCCAGGCAUGUCGCAUACAAAGGCAGUUGU